AUGACCGACAAAGAUCAGGAAAUUCAUCCAACAUCCCAAGCCAACGGUCAUACCAAACAUGACGAAGAAACAGCCGUAUUGCAUUCCAAAGAAGCUCGCAAAAAGAAGCGUAUGAAAUGUUUAUUAUAUAUUGCUAUCUUUGCUGUGUUUCAAACCGCUAUUAUAUUGCUUUUUGCCCUUACUGUCAUGAAAAUACGAACACCAAAGUUCAGGGUUCAGUUUGCAACAUUCGAUACCUUUAAUUUCUCUUCAAACACUAAUCCUUCGUUCAACAUAAGUAUGAAUGCUGAAGUUGGAGUCAAGAACACAAAUUUUGGCCACUACAAGUUUCACAAUAGCACGAUCAACUUCCUCUACGAUGGCUUGAUCAUUGGGGAAGCCUUUGUUCCUGAAGCACGCGCCAGAGCUCGUUCGACUAAGAAGUUUAAUAUCUUUGUGAAUUUGUCGUUAAGCAAUGUCCCACAACUUGGAUCUGAUCUUGAUUCUGGGGUUCUAAGUUUGAAGAGCAAGUCUACAUUGAAUGGUAAAGUGGAGCUCUUCAAAGUACUGAAGAAGAAGAAAUCCACAGAAAUGGAUUGCAUCCUGGCAAUUAAUUUGAGACAGGAAUUAAUUGGAGACUUGAGAUGCAAAUAG
Olea europaea var. sylvestris is the source of this 633-nucleotide messenger RNA. Its product is annotated as late embryogenesis abundant protein At1g64065-like. The record is from RefSeq and is a predicted model, not a curated record. NCBI's taxonomy places the organism in Eukaryota, Viridiplantae, Streptophyta, Magnoliopsida, Lamiales, Oleaceae. The transcript has a single exon. The coding region runs from base 1 to 633 and encodes 210 amino acids.